UCCUCCAGAGACACCUCCUCCAGAGUCACCUCCUCUAGAGUCACCUCCUCCAGAGUCACCUCCCCUAAAGACGCCUCAUGCAGGAAACACAAUGGCCACGACAGGCCCUGCACACCAGAGGAGGAGAGGGUGGAGAAGGUUGCGGCAGAGACCCCGUGCGUAGCGUUAAAUGAGGCUCCAGCCAGGUGUGAGGAGACUCCCAGAGAUGAGGAGGAGUCGGGGCCGCGAGUGAUCCCAACCCUGCCAGGCCUUUGCCCCGCCCCCACCCCGAGCCCCUCCCACCAGAAGGAGCACACAGAAGACCAGCGACUACAGUUGCUGGAGAGCCAGCUUGAGGAUGAGCGAGGCAAAAAUAAGCAUCUAGAAGAGGAGGCGGAUCUCCUCAGGAGGAAGGCACAGCUGAUUGGCCAGGCCUGGGUUGAGAAUGAGGAGCUGAGGGAAGACCUCUCUGAAGUGACCACUCAACGUGAUUCAGUUCUCAAGGAGAACCAGAGACUCCGUGUCAAACUGGAGAACCUAGAACAGGUCUUAAAGCAUAUGCGAGAGGUCGCCGAACGAAGGCAGCAGCUGGAACUGGAACAUGAGCAGGCUCUGGCUAUCCUCAAGUUCAAACAGAACGAGAUCAAACGACUACAGCGGGCUGAGUUUUUCGCCAAGAGGGAGCAUGAAGGAGUGGUACAGAUGCUGGAGUCUAAGGUGCGGGAGUUGGAAGAUAAGUGUCGCAGCCAGAGUGAACAGUUUGGCCUUCUCAGCCAUGAGCUGGAGGCCUUCAGACUGCACGCCGGCAAACUGGACCUGUCUGGCUCCGCCAUCCUCACUAACCCCGCCCUCUCCCAUCUGACCAACGGGGUGGGCCCCCCUGGAGAUGUGGCAGCAACUCUCCGGAUGGGGGCCACCCCUCACGCUGCGGGUCUCACGCGCUCCCCCACCACCAAGCACCGUGAGCUGCCCACCAUCAGCCUGACCAAGUCCUCCAGCACCCCCAAGUCUGCCUCUGACACCACCCACCUCUCCCCCAAAUCAGCCGAGUCACACCACAGCCCACGCAGGACCAGCCCCACGCCACACGAGGUUGACACGGCCAGUGAAGUGGAGGAGUUGGACAUUGAUGUGUCCCCAGCACCUUACACCGCUCCCAGAGGAGCUUCCCAGCUACAGGUAUUCAUCGCCAGAUACAGCUAUAACCCCUAUGAUGGUCCUAAUGAUGGGGUGGAGCUACCACUCACCGCUGGGGAGUACAUCUAUGUUUAUGGCGGUAUGGAUGACGACGGCUUCUAUGAAGGAGAGCUGAUGGACGGGCGGAGAGGGCUGGUCCCCUCCAACUUUGUGGAGCGCGUCUCAGACGACGACAUGAUGAGCGCCCACUUUCCAGAGGGCACGGACAUAUCCCACAACUCCCUGCUGGACAGCAGCCUGCACAGCGCCAGUCACCAGCACCACCUCUGCCUGGGGGGCCCCGUAACCUCUGAGAGGACUGAGCCUACGUCAGCAGUCUCCGUCCCCUCAGGGGAGCAGGUCUCCUCGGACCCCUCCCUCCCAGACCUCCUUUCCCCAGCCCCCCUCACCAACGGCCUGGAUCUGGACCUAGAGGUGGGGGUGGACACUGUGCCUUACCCGCGCAAGCUCACCCUCAUCAAGCAGCUGGCCAAGAGCAUCAUCAUCGGCUGGGACGGGCCACUGGUGCCGGCGGGCUGGGGCAACGUGUGGAGCUACAAUGUGUACGUGGACCAGGAGCUGAGGCUCAACGUGCCCUUCGGCUCCCAGACUAAAGCUGUCCUGGAGAGACUAGACGUCAACCUCAAGGCCUACCGGGUGUCUGUGCAGAGCCUGACGGAGCGCGGCAGCUCAGACCAGCUCCGUUGCUCAUUACUGGUGGGUAGGGACGUGUGUGUGGCGCCUACCCAGCUCAGAGUCCACCGGGUCACCGCGACCUCGGCCAGCCUGGCCUGGCUGCCUAGCAACAGUAACUAUGUGCACAUUGUGUCCUUGAACGAGGAGGAGAUGGAGCUGGUGAAGGCUGGCAGCUACUCACUGUGCCUCAGUAACCUCACGCCCAGCCUUCACUACACAGUCAAGGUGGAGGCUCAGCCACCUCAAACCCCCUGGGAGAUACCCCAGGAGAGACGGGAACACAAGACCGCCAUCACCACCUUCACCACGUUGGCCGCAGGCCCCCCAGACGCUCCUCUGGACGUGCAGCUGGAGCAGGGGCCCUCCCCGGGCAUCGCUCUCAUCAGCUGGCUGCCUGUCACCAUUGAUGCUGCUGGGACCUCCAACGGGGUUCGCGUCACCGGAUACACAAUCUACGCUGACAAGAAAAAGGUGUUGGAGGUGUCGUCCCCCACGGCGGGCAGUGCCCUGAUGGGCCCGUCUCAGAUCCAGUCCCUGAUGGCAGCCCACGAGCUCACCGUGCGCACCGUGUCUGCCCAUGGGGAGUCCACCGACUCUGUGCCAGUCAACGUGCCCGCCAAGUUGGCCGCCAUCAUGACGGGCCAGGCUUCGGCCACCUCCGCAUCCUGCUCCUCAUCACCCCCCGUUCACCAGUCACCCCCUGUCCACCAGUCGCCAGCCUACCAGUCACCCCAUGUCCACCAGUCGCCAACCUACCAGUCACCUGCUGUCCACCAGUCUCCCCCCUUCCUGUCUUCGUCACCACCCGUCCAGCCCCAAUCCCCGUCCUACGGGAACUCAGCUGCCAAAGUCUCCACGCUGCCCUACGCCACUGCCUCGCCACCACUAGACGUCGCACACGCCAUGGGCCCCAACGGGGGGCUGCCCUCUGCCAACUCUCCCCCAGUCCACGCUCUCCACACAGAGGCCUCCUCCCCGCACCCUGCCUCGUACGCGGAGGUCUGGGCUAACCCCUUAGCAAAGUAUCCUGCCCCCCCUCAGGCUGCCUUGGCAGUGCAUGAGGCUAUGUCACCUCCAGUAGCACCAAACUAUCAGGUCAAGUUACCAUCAGUACCGUCAGCCUAUGAGGCGAUGAUGUCACCACCAAUACAACCAGCCUAUCAGGCCAUGCUACCACCAGCCUCUCACAUCAACACAACGAGCCCACGUCUAAGCUCAGCAGCAGCGAUGGAGCAGAGCAGAGCAGACACAGACAGCCCCGGAGUUCCCCGUCCCGUCAUGUCCAUCACAGACUUUUUCCCUGUGGAGGACUACUCCCGUGCCAACCUUUCAACCCCUGAGCCCUACCCCACCCCGCCCAAGGCCCCUGUGGCCCCCGCUGGGGACCUCAUCAAUCACCUGGACUCACACCAUCUCCAGCCCCCCAAAGCCCCCUCUCCCCUGGAGUCAGAGCCAGACUACUCCAUGGAGAGGUCGACCACACGCCUGGAGUCCAUGGAGGAGUUCCUCAGGCAGGACCAGGAUGCAGGCUUCAAUAGGCAGCCACAGCGUUAUACUGCUGGCCUGGUGGAGCCAGAGAGCAGCAGGGGCUCUGACCUAUCUGAUAUCCUGGAGGAAGAGGAGGACGACCUCUACUCCGACCCCCCUGGACCCGCCAUGCCCCGGGGGUACACCACCGGAGCUAACAGGGAGUCUGGCAGAGACCUGUCGAUGGAGGCUGGUGCUGGGUGGAGCGGACAGCCUGGGCUCUCUCCUAAACUGACCAGGGCAGAGGCAAUACAUCAGCUCAAAGAGAGCAUGGAUCCUGCACGGCCUAUAGGAGACAACGAGGUGCGUAUCUUUGUGGCUCUGUUCCCCUACGACCCGGUCAACAUGUCCCCCAACCCCGACGCCGCUGAGGAGGAACUGCCCUUCAGAGAGGGACAGAUCAUCAAGAUCUACGGAGACAAAGACUCGGACGGGUUCUACCGCGGCGAGUCGAACGGUCGUCACGGUUACGUGCCAUGUAACAUGGUGUCAGAGAUUCAGGUGGAGGACGAGGAGACCAGAGAGACACUCCUGCAGCAGGGCUUCCUGUCUACCGCCACAAACAUGGAGAAGAUAGGCACUCGCUCACACGCACAGCUUCCGCAUCGCCCUGUCCCACCUCCGAAACCGAGACGAUCCAAGAAAGUGGAGUCUGCUGCACUGUGGGAAGAUAGCUUAGACUCAUCCAGUCAAGAUACCAGCCAGUCUGAUGUUGCCAUGGCGAACACGGCGGGCCCCGGUCCUCGCAGGAUGAAGGCCGUCUUUGAUUACGACCCUCGAGAGAGUUCUCCCAAUGCUGACAUCGAGGUUGAGCUGACCUUCAGUGCCGGGGAUAUCAUCUAUGUGUUUGGUGACAUGGACGAUGAUGGGUUCUUCUAUGGUGACCUGAACGGACACAAAGGCCUGGUCCCAUCUAACUUCCUGCAGGCUGCCCCAGAGGCUGCUGGGAAAGCCCCACCAUUUGACCCCCAGCCUCCGCCUGUAGCCGAGCCCAGGAUAGAAUCACAGGUGAGACUGAGCAUGUUCCCAGAGGAGGUUCCACAUCCACCCCAACACACAGGGCUGACUGGCCCAGUCCACACACAUCCACCCCUACACACAGGGCUGACUGGCCCAGUCCACACACAUCCACCCCUACACACAGGGCUGACUGGCCCAGUCCACACACAUCCACCCCAACACACAGGGCUGACUGGCCCAGUCCACACACAUCCACCCCUACACACAGGGCUGACUGGCCCAGUCCACACACAUCCACCCCUACACACAGAGCUGACUGGCCCAGUCCACACACAUCCACCCCUACACACAGGGCUGACUGGCCCAGUCCACACACAUCCACCCCCUACACACAGGGCUGACUGGCCCAGUCCACACAUCCACCCCUACACACAGAGCUGACUGGCCCAGUCCACACACAUCCACCCCAACACACAGGGCUGACUGGCCCAGUCCACACACAUCCACCCCUACACACAGAGCUGACUGGCCCAGUCCACACACAUCCACCCCUACACACAGGGCUGACUGGCCCAGUCCACACACAUCCACCCCUACACACAGAGCUGACUGGCCCAGUCCACCAACACCACCUACACCUGGUUCCAUCCGCAGCAGCAGCCAUGAUGGAGCCCUCCUCCAUGGACCCAGCCCCAGCCCCAAGGCAAGCCAGCCUCAGCACCUCUCCGCCCCACGUCCCAGCAGAAAGCCACUCACAGACAGACAAAACAGACGCCUCCCCACCAGGCAAGAAAAAGAAAGGUUUCUUCUCCAAAGGGAAGAAGCUUUUCAAAAAGCUGGGAUCCAGCAAGAAGGAUUGAAACUUGGGACAUUUACCGCUCAUUGCCCGUUUUUAUUGAAAGCACUUUUACAUAUUUGUUAUCAGUCUUGGUUGUCUUGGUCUAUGUCAGGGUUCUUCAAUUCCGGUCCUGGAGGGCCGAAACACCUCUGUUUUUCAUCCUCUCCUUCU
Molecule: messenger RNA, 5347 nt
Organism: Coregonus clupeaformis (lake whitefish)
Lineage: Eukaryota; Metazoa; Chordata; Actinopteri; Salmoniformes; Salmonidae
Product: RIMS-binding protein 2
Exons: 24
Coding region: 538-4779 (1413 amino acids)
Biological process (GO): neuromuscular synaptic transmission
Molecular function (GO): protein binding
Source: RefSeq, a predicted model, not a curated record